AAAGUUAGGUUAUGUUGUAAAGUGAAUGCCAAUUUCUGCAAAAGUUACUAAGAAAAAUGGAAUUAACAUCAGAUUUAAUAACGGUGCAAGGGCUUUUAUUGAGUUCGGUGAAAGCCGCAGGGAGCUUUCUUAAAAUUCUCUACAAAGGAGGUAACGAGAUGAAAAUAGCAAAUAUUGUUAAAGAACUUGAAGAAUUCCUCGAAUGUAAAAACUACAUAAAUAAGCGUAAGAUCGUUAAAACUUCUUUAAAAGAAUUAGAAUCCAUCACAUUUUUCUUAAUCGUAAAUUCGCAAUUUACGAAAAAUCAAAUUGAAUUAAUUCCAAAAGAAUACUCAAAUUUAGUUAACAUAACUCCCACGUUAUCUCAAUGCUUAUUAGUAAAUAUAAUAAUUGAUUUGGGAUUAGUUGAACCUUAUUGCGGAGCUCUACAUUUAAUUCCAAUAGAACUUUGGGGACAUUUACUUAAUGAAAUGAUAAUGUACCUUAAAAAAUGUUCCCCAGAAUUAUCAAUCGAAUACAGUUACAUUGUUAUUAAAAAUAUAAUCAUAAAAAUUGGUUGUUUGGAUAACGAAAUAAAACAACAAAGUCUAAUAAUAAAUUCAUUAGAAGAUAACACAAAACAAUUAUUACUAAAUUGUUCUCUGAGUAACAUCCAAGCAACUCCAGGUUUGAUUAAACAUCGAAAACACAAAUUAAUGGGUGCUGCUUUUUUAUCGAUUUUGAAAUUAUUAAAAUUGUGCCAAAUUGAGAAUAAAUCAUUGUUUAUUACAAUCGAAAAUCUAGUAAACACCGCUUCUAGUUUAAUGACCGUGGUUACAAUAGAUGUUUUUUGUACUUGGGCUGAAAUUAAGCAAGGUGAUUCACCAUUACAACUAAUAAUAAGUGAAGAAGCGUACCAAAUAAUUGAAAAAUAUCAAAAAUUUAAACCAGCAAAAGAAUUUAUACAAAUGUUGGGUUCCGUUGCAAAGAAACCUCGCACAAUUAGCGAUCAAAUCCGAACUGCAAAUGUUGAUACGAUAAUUCGUAAAGUUUCCGAAGAUUCUGAAAAUCGUACAAAGUGGUUUCGAGCUUUUCUAUUAACGGAUGUGUUUGCUAACUCAGCAUCAAUUGAGUGUUUAAAGGAGAAUUAUCAAUUAUGUACAUACCAAGACAUAAUUUACUUAUUAAAAAAGUUAAUUUAUGUUAAAACGUCCGAAAAUAUCGAUUUAUUUAUUCAAUGUACUUUGAAUUUAAAUAAUACUGAUUUAAAAUCUUUAUUAAUGCGGCAUUAUUAUGAUAAUGGAUUAAAAAAUAAUUUGGGGGGUGACCAAAAUCUAAUUGAACAACAAUUAAUUUUUAUCUUAAAUAAAUUGGAUUCGAAUAAAAACAAUUUAUUUCGAGAAAUAAUUUUGCUGCUUCUACGUGAACCAAAAAUGGUGCUAAAACAUCUUUAUAAAGAUUGUGUUAAAAGCGGGUUAGUUCUUGAUUAUUUAACAGAAACAUUUCAUGAAUUGGAAGAUUUUAUUGAAGUGGAAGAUUUAUUUUUGGUGAUUUUAAAAGAAAUUUUAACCGAAAUUAAAUUGGAGAGUGGAAAUUUAGAUAAUUACAAGCGAUUAUUUUCGGUUAUUUCAAUAAAACCAUCGAGUUGUAAAAAAUUAAUUAACGAAAUCUUAAAACCGAAUUGUUUUAAAUAUUUUCAAGAUAAAAACGAUGAAGAUUUAAAGUUAUUAUUGAUCAUAUAUUUGGAGUUGAUUAAUUUUGUUCCUUCUGAAAAUGAAGAAGUGAUUAUUGAGGUGUUAAAUUUUUGUGGGAGCGUUUUAGUAAAUCGUCGUUGGUUAAUUUACGAUUUUUCUUACGUUAAAGUUGAGUUGUGUACAUUAUGUAGGGAUUUUUUACUCGCACAUAAGAAUUCGCCAAUAUUUCCUACGUUUCAAACUCCAAUUCAUCCACUUAAUGGAUAUUGUUUAUCAAAAAUUGAUCAAGAAGAGUUUUUUGACAAACUUGUACCAACAAUUUUUAAUAGAGACCAACAAGUACCUUGGGUUUUAAAAGUUUUACCGCUUUGUUUACCCGACGAAUUAACAAAGAUAGCGCAACGUUUAAUUGAAAAAUUAAAUGAAAUAGAAACUAUCAGCCGCUUCGUCGUCGCUUUAGUAUUAAUUUCUGAGUUGGUCCAAACGCAACCUCAAGAAGGACCGGACAACAUGAAGAACGGUUUAAAGUAUUGUUUACAUAAUUUUGGGUAUAUUUUAAAAAAUCUAAUUAUUCCUUUAAAUCGGGAUGAAAUCAACGUUGUGAUGGCGAGAAAACUUGGGGUGUUAUUGAAUCAUUUGCCAGCGGAUUUCGAAGAUAUUGAAGGGUUCUCAUUAGCUGGAUUAAUUCCUGAUCAGACUUUAAAAGAUUUAUCAAGAAAUAAGAAUUUUUUGGAUGCUAUAAAAGAUAUGAAAUAUCGAAAAGUUGCUAUUAGUUUUGUUAAAAGAAUGUUAAAAUAAUUUUUUUUUCAACUUAAAAGGUAUCAGUAAAUAAUUUGACCAUCAUUCAAAUACCAUAGAAUUUAAAAUGAGAAUUUUUCUCAUCUUUUUGGUGAGUGUAAUUGAUAUUUUCAGCUGUCAUUAAAAUAAAUUAUUUCAUUAUGUCAAUCCACCUAAUUUACAAAAUCACUAAAAUCGUAGUAUUUCAACGCUGUCAAUGUCAAACGUCAAAUUUAAAAUUGUGUCACAAAAAUUAAUUCAAUUUGAUAUCAAACCAAAACAGUCGACAUUAAAACUCAGUUGUCGUUUCGAAUAAAACUAACACUAGACCUAGAAUCAUUCGGGUUUAGCAUUAGGGAUAUAAUGUAAGUAUAUUUACAAUAAAGACACAAAAUACAACAGCUAA
This is a messenger RNA of Onthophagus taurus, 2856 nucleotides long. RefSeq lists its product as uncharacterized. NCBI's taxonomy places the organism in Eukaryota, Metazoa, Arthropoda, Insecta, Coleoptera, Scarabaeidae. The record is from RefSeq and is a predicted model, not a curated record.